UCUACCAACUCGACAAUGAAUUAUUUAAUGUUUUUUGUGCUAUCAGUGAGUGUGCUAACAUCUGAUGCAUGCCAGUUCGGAAGUGAGGCCAUACAGAGAGUCUACGAUAGAUUUGAACUAUUUAAGAAAGCAAAAUCAUUUGAUCCAGCUAACGCAACUGUUCCAUUGGAAAACUAUUUCUUCAUCAACAACAAUGGGGAAAAGAGAUUAUCUGUUCAGAUCAACGGUGUUUAUAUAAUGGAAUUGUAUAAAAGCGAUGAGGAUAAUCAAGUCCAAACCAUAAGCGGACAAUAUGAAGGCCGAGGCGGUGUGAAUCUGAAUUAUAUGCGGGACGAGAAUGGUGCAUUUUCUUUUGAUGAUUGGUCCAAUCACAAGAGAUUUAAAUCGUCACUUCGGAGCAUCGAUGCUGAGCUACCAAAUGACUUCGAGGAGGAUUACAAACAAAUUUUGGUUGAUUUGAAUGCAAUGAGGAAGAAAAUGUUCGACUAUCAUAAUGGUCUAAUCAAGGAGGACCUUGAGCGUGUUCGGUCGUUUAAGUUCUCUCCAUUACCGAACAUCGGAGCGAAUGGUGAUGGAUUCUUUGCCGAAUAUGUCGAAAAUGCUGCGUUAGGCGUAACCGUUUCUAAGUACCACAACAGCGAUGACAUUUUCGGAACAUUUUUGUGUGAGAAUCAGGACCAGAAAUACAAGAUUAUAGAUGGCAAGGUUGUUGCUGAUGGUGAACCAUUCGUUCCAUUUAACACAUUGUAGAUUAACGCGCACGCUGGAACU
Bradysia coprophila is the source of this 771-nucleotide messenger RNA. RefSeq lists its product as uncharacterized. Lineage: Eukaryota; Metazoa; Arthropoda; Insecta; Diptera; Sciaridae. The record is from RefSeq and is a predicted model, not a curated record.